AAAGAUUUCAGAGGCAUCAAAGAGAGGAUUCUGAGAAGAUAGCAACUGAAAAGCCCUCUCAUUUGCAUUGAUUUGGUAUGAAAUUUAGCGCAUAGAAAAGCAGUAAGCCCAGAAAAUGAACAGAGAUAUAGCCAUGUGCAGCAAUAGUUAUAAAAUCUGAAGUUCUAUCAGAUUCAUCAGAGCCUAAAUAGCAACUCGAGCAGUAUAGGAUCAAUAAUAAAUUGAAGAACUAUAGGGACACAUGAUUUCUAUAAGUUGACUGAGAACAUGGGGUUCUUAAACCCAACUAAAUUUUUUUCACCUUUUGUUGGCUUUUAUCUCCAUAUCUUUCAUUAAAAAGAUCCAUCCGUUUUUGAGUCACCUUCCUCAUCGAUUCAUCUUCUUUCUUUUACUCAAUAGAGCAAACAAAUAUUAAGUUUCUUUCAACUUCAAUAUCCAUGUGCAAGGAUAUUUCUUUUAUGCCAUUCAUUUUUUUUUUUCAUGCUUAUGUAACUUCUAUAUGUUCCCUUUCACAUACAGCAUUGGAAACAAAUCUCAUUCUCUACAGAGGUCUCAUACAGCCUCAACAAAAUUCUUUAUAGAAAGAUUUUCUUUCUUCACAGAGAUGAAUAAAAAGGGUUUAUGUAAAUUUAUUGUCAACCAUGUCUAUCAUGGAUGCCUUUUCCUGAUUGUAGUUAUAAUUAGAGUCUAGCUAAAUUUUCAUCUUUAUCUUCAAACUUCACAGUUCAUGGUUCUACUCUGUUUAUUUCUGCAUUCUGUUUACAAUUUCCUGAAUUGGGUUUGUAGCAACAAAGGUAAAUUCAUCUCAGUAGUUAAUUUAAACUGAAUACAAGAACUUUACACAGUUAAAUUCAAUGGAUGAUGAAGCAGUGAACUCAAAGUCCAAAAUUUUUUGGACCCCAGGACCAGUUAUUGUUGGUGCUGGACCCUCAGGGCUAGCUGUUUCAGCAUGCCUUAAACAAAGGGGAAUACCCUCUUUGAUUCUUGAAAAAGAGAGCUGCAUAGGGUCUCUGUGGAAACAAAAAACAUAUGAUGCUUUAAAGCUUCAUCUUCCCAAGAAAAUUUGCCAGCUUCCUUAUGUUAAAUUUCCUAGUGAGUACCCCAUAUACCCAACUCAACGCCAGUUCAUAACUUACUUGGAGGAUUAUGCUAGCCACUUCUCCAUCAACCCCCUGCUGGGACAGGAGGUUCAGUGGGCUAAGUACGAAGAAAGAAGGCGGUGCUGGCGGGUGAAGACUAACGAGCAUGAGUACAGAUGCCGGUGGCUCAUUGUAGCAACUGGAGAAAAUGCAGAACCUGUGGUACCAAGAAUUCCUGCAGUAUCAGAAUUCAAGGGAACAUUACUUCACACCAGUGCAUACAAAAAUGGUGCUUCUUUCAGAAGAAGGAAAGCUUUGGUAGUGGGCUGUGGUAAUUCAGGCAUGGAGAUAAGCUUGGAUUUAUGCAAAAAUGGUGCUAAUGUCUUUAUAGUCAUAAGAGAUAAGUUCCAUAUAUUACCUAAACAGGUGCUGGGAAACUCAACCUUUGCUCUGUCAAUGUGGCUGUUGAAGUGGUUUCCAGUAGAAGUAGUUGACUGGUUCCUUCUUCUCUGUUCAAGGCUUAUCAUUGGAGACACAACUCAAAGUGGGAUCAGAAGGCCCGAAAUUGGACCCCUGAAGUUAAAAAACUCCAUUGGAAAAACCCCAGUUCUGGAUGAUGGAGCUUUUGCCAAAAUUAAGUCUGGUGAAAUCAAGGUGGUUAAUGGCAUUCGAAAAUUCACAAGCAAUGGUGCUGAGUUUGAUGAUGGAACAAUGGAGGAUUUCGAUGUGGUAAUUUUUGCAACUGGGUACCAAAACAAUACGACAUCUUGGCUUCAGGGGGCAAAAUUCUUUAACCAGAAGGGUGGUCAUCGUGAAGGCUCACAACCCAGCAAUUGGAAAGGUGAAAAUGGAGUGUAUAGUGUGGGUUUCACCUCCCAAGGUUUGCUGGGAACUUCCAUGGAUGCACACAAAGUAGCAGAUGACAUAUCAAAGCAAUGGAACUCUGCAACAGAGAAAGUCUCUCUUGAUGCUUAACUAAUAUGUUCCUUACUCUGUAUCAGUCAUAGCUAAGCACUUUUAUCUUGUUCAUCAAAGCAAACUUGAAGAUAUUUCUGUUAUAGAUUUCUCUAAGACUGCAUAAUUCACUAGAGUCAGUGACACUGUGGGUCAUAAAGUAUAUUGUGUGAACAGAAUUAAAGAGAAGUCACUGUAAGAUUCGAUUUACAUGGACUGAACAAUAGCAUACAUUCAA
Messenger RNA from Mangifera indica (mango), 2271 nucleotides. Its product is annotated as indole-3-pyruvate monooxygenase YUCCA6-like. Gene Ontology annotation, molecular function: NADP binding; N,N-dimethylaniline monooxygenase activity; flavin adenine dinucleotide binding. NCBI's taxonomy places the organism in Eukaryota, Viridiplantae, Streptophyta, Magnoliopsida, Sapindales, Anacardiaceae. The transcript is spliced from 4 exons. Bases 855 to 2054 code for a protein of 399 amino acids. The record is from RefSeq and is a predicted model, not a curated record.